GACUUUUGCUCAUCUACUCUCACCAUGAAAUCCGUUUCUGCUUUCUUGUUAGCUUUCCUAGUGUCAGUCACCGCGGCCAAUCUCAUCACCGAUGCCGGACAUCGUAAACUUGAAGAAAGCAGCAGGUGUACUAGCAAGACCCUGAAUUUCGACCAGUUCAGUGCCGGAGAUCUUAUCACGAAUGAAAAGUUGAAGCAAGAGUUCAAGUCACUAGAGAUCUCUGUGAAACCCGAUGGAAGGUGUGCGUCUGGUAGUUUGGCCCGAAUUUUCGACACCGAAAACCCGACCUGCGAAGAUGAUGACUUGAAGACUAGUGGGGAAGGCAUGGCGGCCAUUAUCCAGGACAAAGGAGAUUGCGCUCCGAAUGACUGUCGAUUUGGAGGCGAAAUGAUAUUCUCCUGGAGCAGCAAGGUAACCCUCAACUCCAUUCGUCUCUUGGACCUCGACCAAUCAGUGGCUAUUAAAUUAUUCAGUGGGGAUACGAAUGUGGCUACCAUCAAUACCCCAAAACUUGGAGACGGCCAGCACCAGACUUUCACCAUUGGCAAAUCUGAUAUCACUAAGAUGGUGUUGGUUCACUCAGGAUCUGGUGCAGUUGCAGAAGUUGAUUACACAACUUGUGGCCCUGGCGCCAACGGAGAUCCUCACUUUCACACAUGGACUGGGCACAAAUUCGAUUACCACGGGCAGUGUGACCUUGUCUUUAUGAAGGCUCCCUCUUUUGAGGGUAGGGGUCUCGAGAUUCACGUGCGCACCGAGCAGCGCUACUUCUUCUCUUUCAUUAAAACGGUAGCAAUGAAGAUUGGAGAUGAUUUACUGGAGUUUGGAUUCGAUCAAGUGCUCCUGAACGGUAGCCCAGCUCACGAAGGUUUGGCAUCGGGCAGCAGCUUCGACUUUGCGGGAUACCCUGUGUCGUUCCACGACGAGCCCAUGCCCAACGGCCGUCCACGUAAGCUCUACCGUGUCCACACUCCCCACGAUACCGUCGACAUCAAGGUUUUCAAGCAGCUGAUGGCCAUAGAGAUCGAGGAUGCGUCUCACGUCAAUUUCAUUGAUUCGGUCGGUAUCACGGGCGACUACAACUCUGGCUUGAUGCUUGGCCGUGAUGGUGUCACUGUUUUAUCGGAUCCUAGCGACUUUGGUCCGGAGUGGCAAGUCACCAGCGACGACCCCAGCUUGUUCAGUUCUGUUCAGGCUCCCCAGUUCCCUGAGAAGUGCUGGGAAGCCGCGGCUAUUGAUAAGGUCCGCCAUUUGCGUAAUGGAGUGUCGCAGGUGCAAGCGGAAGAGGCCUGUGCUAUCUUGGGAGAAAAUGCUGACAUUGAAGACUGUGUGUUUGACAUUAUGGCCACCGGAGAUAUCGAGAUGGUCGGUGCGCACCUUUAA
Messenger RNA from Phaeodactylum tricornutum CCAP 1055/1, 1383 nucleotides. RefSeq lists its product with no specific name. Lineage: Eukaryota; Bacillariophyta; Bacillariophyceae; Surirellales; Neidiaceae. The transcript has 2 exons. Bases 25 to 1383 code for a protein of 452 amino acids. The record is from RefSeq and is a predicted model, not a curated record.